Molecule: messenger RNA, 1017 nt
Organism: Suillus subaureus
Lineage: Eukaryota; Fungi; Basidiomycota; Agaricomycetes; Boletales; Suillaceae
Exons: 3
Coding region: 1-1017 (338 amino acids)
Source: RefSeq, a predicted model, not a curated record
AUGGCCUUGAAGUAUGGAACGAAUCGUUUCAAUUUCAUACGUGGUUUCCUUGCAAGGAUUUCCCGUCCUUUCAUGGAGUUUCCUCAUGAUGUUCCUGGCUUAUUCACCUCAGGUGAUAGUCACUACGAUAUAGCAGAAUGGAGGACGAUCCUCUUGAGCAGCCAUAUUUCUUUGCAGUGCCUGCUUGAACGCAUGGUCUACUGCAAAUGCGACUCUGGCAAAGAACACGAAUUUUUAACCCUCCAUUUUCGUCAUUGGAGUCCCACGCAACCGCACGCCAUCACCAUCUUAGUGUUAGACCGCACGCCACGUACGGAUCCUACACAGAAUACCAAUGGCUCGUCAAGGCAGUUUAUGCAGUCAUCAGCCAUAGCCUCUCCAUCUGUUUCUCAAACCGCCGCCCGUGAUUCCAUCUUCACUACCCCAAACAAAGGUUCUGCCAUCCAACACCACUUAUCUACCAUACAUGGCCGGUAUAAGGAACUCUGUGACCUUGAAUUCACCGGCUCUGCACGCCCCUCAGCAAUACAUGUAUCCAUUCUCCUGUCAGCCGUCAGUGAGCAUGCUCCGAUCUACGAUUUGUACCAGUACCAAUGCUACUGGUAUGCUCACACGGUAUGGGAGGCCCUCAAACAGCUCUUCCCAGAUUGUCGUGAGACAAUGCGGCACAAGGGGCGCUCUCGUUAUCUCGUGUUCAACAUAGAGAAGGCAGACAGUGUGGAGGUGAUAUGCGAGGAGUAUCACUCCCAGUGGACGCGCAUGGAACACGAAGCAGAACAGAAGAGGCAAACAGAAGAAGCUAGAACACAGCAGUUCUUGUCCCUCCAGCUUCUGGAACGAGGCCGCGCAGACCGGCAACAUGAAAUCAAUGAACGCGACCGCCAAAUCAACGAACGCGACCACCAAAUCAAUGAACGCGACCGCCUAAUUGCGAAGAUGCAAGCUGAACUUGAUCUAUUGAAGACACAACCUGCAGCUUCGAAGGACACUGCAGACUCGCCAUCACCGUCAUUCUAA